Messenger RNA from Hordeum vulgare subsp. vulgare (domesticated barley), 1020 nucleotides. RefSeq names its product histidine-containing phosphotransfer protein 2-like. Gene Ontology annotation, biological process: cytokinin-activated signaling pathway; phosphorelay signal transduction system; phosphorylation. The coding region runs from base 55 to 498 and encodes 147 amino acids. Gene Ontology annotation, cellular component: cytoplasm; nucleus. The record is from RefSeq and is a predicted model, not a curated record. The transcript is spliced from 6 exons. Lineage: Eukaryota; Viridiplantae; Streptophyta; Magnoliopsida; Poales; Poaceae. Gene Ontology annotation, molecular function: histidine phosphotransfer kinase activity; protein histidine kinase binding.
UCGUCCACUCCGCCGCCUGUCCCCAGCGCGCCGUGCCUCCGCGACCUCCAAGCCAUGGCAGCCGCCGCGAUCAGGUCCCAGAUCAACAUGCUCAUCGCCACCAUGUUCAACACGGGUCUGGUGGACGAAGCUUUCUUGCAGCUGCAGAGGAUGCGGCAGCAGGGCCGCGUAACCCCAGCCUACAUCGUUGAGGUCAUUAACCACUUCCUCAACGACGCCGACAAGAUCAUCGACGACAUCGCCGGCCUGAUGAACGAGACCGAGGUGGAGUUCGACAGGGUGGACGCCCUCGUGCAUCAGCUUAAGGCGACCACGAGCAGCAUUGGUGCUAAGAGAUUGAACCUCUGCUGCGUUCAGCACUUCAAACCCGAGGAAAAAACCAAAGAAGGGUACCUCAAUGCAUUGGGUCGUGUCAGGUUUCAGUUCAAUGAUUUGCGCAGCAUGUUCAAGAUCAUAACGGAGCUGGAGCAGCAUUUUGCCGCACUUGGUCCUAAGUAGGAGUAAUUGAGGGGAAAAGGGCAUAGCCCCAUGCAAUCUCUCGCGUGAUGGGGUGUAUGUAUCACCGAAGCUGUGGGCAGUUUUGAUUGGGUGUUUGGCUUUGGAGGGUGCACUCGGAUACUAGCAGAUUCUCAUAUCGGAAGUCUAGGAUCGCAGACCUAUGAAAUAAACUUGUUAUCAUGUGUGUCGAUGUGUCAACUCUAUAGAUGUUUUUGUCUGGAUGUUGGUUGGUUGUUGGUGACUUAGUUUGUUGAAUAUUGCCGUCUCCCUCUCUCUCUCCCUCCCUCCCUCAGGAAAUAUUUGCUAGUUGUCUGGAAGUGCUCAGAAGUCCUGCUACUAGCUAGUAUAGCUACAAGAGGAACUCACAAUAUUUGGAUGUAUUAAACAUUUCUUUGCAAUCGGAACCUUCAAUGUGGUUUGCUACAAAUGCGGCGGGAGAGCCAAUAGGUGGAGAAAGAAGAAGAGGAGGGGUUAAACGGAGAAAAUGUCAUGGACAACAUCCAGGGGACCAUGAAAUUGAAG